This is a messenger RNA of Cheilinus undulatus (humphead wrasse), 1838 nucleotides long. It is a transcript of the gene elovl1b, whose product is annotated as ELOVL fatty acid elongase 1b. Lineage: Eukaryota; Metazoa; Chordata; Actinopteri; Labriformes; Labridae. Gene Ontology annotation, cellular component: endoplasmic reticulum; endoplasmic reticulum membrane. Gene Ontology annotation, molecular function: fatty acid elongase activity. The record is from RefSeq and is a predicted model, not a curated record. Gene Ontology annotation, biological process: fatty acid elongation, saturated fatty acid; fatty acid elongation, polyunsaturated fatty acid; sphingolipid biosynthetic process. Bases 373 to 1350 code for a protein of 325 amino acids. The transcript has 10 exons.
UUUCCCAGUUGCAGAGAAGGGCUGGGUCACAACAGCAGAAAGAUUUAAGCGGAGAGGAAGAGGAAGCAGGGCGACAACUUCAUACACGAGUUCAGCGACGUUAUCAGCCUGCUUUCAACGGCCACCUCAGCCUGCCCGCCUGCCCUUAUAGUUCACGGAGAGGCUUUGCCAAACUGCGAAAGAGGAAGCCGUUUUUGAUGAUUUAAAGGGGAAGUUCUAGUCUUGACAAGCAUUUUUCCUCAGAACAAGAGAGACUCUUCACCACAGACAUGAUGAUACUCUUGUUGAAAUGUGAGGCGCCUGCCCAAAUGCCUCAUCAGCGGUUCAAAAACAACCACAGCUUUUUGCAUAAUUGGCUUACAACAAUAAAAGAUGGCAAAUGUGCUCCAGGAGAUUAAAGCUUUUGGCUCCCACGCCAUGGAUAUCUAUGACUACCUCUUGGCAGGACUUGAUCCUCGGUUGAAGGGUUAUCCACUGAUGCAGAGUCCUAUUCCCAUGACUGCAAUAUUGCUGUGCUACCUUUUCUUUGUACUGUACCUGGGACCCUCCAUAAUGGCCAAACGCAAGCCCUUUCAGCUUAAGGAGGCCAUGAUAGUCUACAACUUUCUGCUAGUGGCUCUGUCAAUAUUUAUUGUCUAUGAAUUCUUGAUGUCUGGAUGGGUCACAACAUAUACCUGGAGAUGUGAUGCAGUGGAUACAUCUGACAGUCCUCAGGCACUACGAAUGGUCCAAGUGGCCUGGCUGUUCUGGUUCUCAAAGAUUAUCGAGCUCAUGGACACUAUCUUCUUUGUACUGAGAAAAAAGCAUGGCCAGAUCACAUUCCUGCAUAUCUUCCACCACUCCUUCAUGCCCUGGACCUGGUGGUGGGGAGUUGGCUAUGCUCCUGGUGGAAUGGGAUCUUUCCACGCCAUGGUGAACUCCACCGUCCACAUCAUCAUGUACUUCUACUACGGCCUUGCCGCUGCUGGACCACGCUUCCAGAAGUUUUUGUGGUGGAAGAAAUACAUGACAGCCAUUCAGCUGAUCCAGUUUGUCCUGGUUUCCCUCCAUGCUACUCAGUAUUACUUCAUGGACAGCUGCGACUACCAGUUCCCCAUCAUCAUCCACCUCGUCUGGAUUUACGGCACCUUCUUCUUCUUGCUCUUCUCCAACUUCUGGGUCCAGGCUUACGUGAAGGGAAAACGGCUGCCCAAGCAAGAUAUUAAGCCUUGCCAGAACGGCACAGCUGUCUACACCAACGGCAAACACCACGAGAGCGGCAACAACCGCGGAGCCACAAACGGCACGACCAACGGCUCAGCUCGCCACGAGAAUGGCAGCGCUCACGCUGGCAAGAUGAAGAAGGCCUAGGAAAUCUGGAAGGAAACACCCAAAAAGUAUGACCCAGUGAAGCUGAUAAAUGUGCUCCGCAUUCCAAAGAUUAUUUUGGCUGUGUUUCUUUUCCUGUUUUUUAGUUUUAUAUGCAAAACAUGGGGAAAUGACGUGGUCAGUGAUUUCCACAGUCGGGAGUCGCACAUUUGCUUGGUUAGUUUUUUAGUUUCUUGGAGUUGGGAAACCCUCUACAGAAUACAAUGUAUGAAGAGAAGAUGUUUUGCCCUAAAUGUAAUCUUCACUGAUGUUGCACGCAAACGCCUAGUUCAGUAUACACUUACCAGAGCCCUGUGUCCCCAUGACUCCACUGUGGACAGAUGACUGUACAGUUUCUAUCCAACUUGAAAAUACUUUUUGUAAAUAGUUUUACAGCAAACAACUAAUUGUAUUGGUAUGCUUUAGAUUUCUAAAUUUUGUUCACUUGUAUUUAAAAAAUUAAAAUGCCAAUAAAUUCCAUUUUUAAAUUA